AUGAAUGUGAAUUACUUGCCAGUUGGGCUGACAAAUUUCCAGAAAGAUCUCAUCGAAAUUUUGGUAUCGAUACAUGCAAUCAGUUUCCGCAACGAACUUAACGGCGUUAAACAUGAACCAACCAUGUCCGACAACGGUUACCCAUCAUUAUCCUCACGUCAACUCACCUACAUGUUCAAUACACAUGUCCGUGCAGUGGCCAACCAUCCAUGCCUAUUAGUAGAUCACUAUAUGCCUCGUCAAUUUUUAAGAAUGGAACCUACAGAGAGACUGAUCAAUUCAAGUGAUAAAUUUAGAAUCUUACAAACAUUAUUACAUUGCUUGAGCACAUUAUGUAACCCGGAGAAUGGAGAAUUAUUGAAAAUUGCCAUUAUCUCUCAUAGUAUCAAGGAAUUGGACUUAUUAGAGAGUAUAGUCUUGGGGAAACAAUUCAAAUUGAAAAGACUGUCUGGUACAGCAUUGUAUGCAGAAGGUACCGAUUUUAAAAGAGACAUGCAAUUACAUGGUAGGGAAAUGUCCUCAAUGAAAAAUGUGUCAAAUAGUGGGGAGGCCAAGUCGAUGGCAGUACGGUCAACAUCACCGUCGACUUCGUCUGCAAAUAUUUCACCGGUAGAGUCUGCAGAAGAACAUGGCUCAAGGGGUUCUACACCUGUAACAACAACUUCAAACAAUACACAUGCUAAUACUGUCAGUAGCGGGUGGGCCUCGACGUCAACAACGAAUGGUGGGUCUAACGCAAGUUCCAGCGGAUCUUCUAGUUCGGGACCCAUCGGAACCAGUUAUACUGGGUAUCCAAAGGAUGAUUAUGAUUAUUCAAUUAAACAUAAUCGUAAACGUCAAAAAGUUGACAAUCGUAAUUGGUUGUUUCUAACCACAUCGACUCAUUUAGCUCAUGAACAAACAUUACUUGAUGAAUAUAGUCUUGAUUUAAUAAUUAGUUUCGACCCAUUAUUGGACCCGACUUUACUUGCUAUCAAAAAUAUCAAUAAAUCACACUUCCAAUACAGUACAACUAAAGUUACUCAAAGGAUGAAGAAUAAAUAUAAAGUACCUAUUGUGAAAUUAUUAGUACGAGAUUCACCAGAUCAUUACCUUUUACAGAACAAUUUGAACCUGGAACAUGAUGCCGCUAAAGAAUAUGAUAAUAUUAAGAAUGCAAUGUACCAUUUUCUUCAAUGCAGAAGAUCACAACAGGAUGGAAUUAAUGAUACAACAACCAAGGACAAUGCAUAUUAUACAGAAUUCUUACAAAAUAUAUUGUCUGCCUCUAUGGACUCAAAAGAAAAUCGUAGUAAUAAUACGAACAACGAUGUGAUACCAUUGAGUCAACUAACUACGACUGAGGACUCUGCCAAGAGUUUUAUACCAAAAUUUGUUAAUUCGGUGUAUCCAAACAGUGAAAUAACAUGUUGUGAGGAUCCCUUCAGUAUAAAGUCCUAUCAAACAACUUUAAUGCAAAAGACAAUUGCACGUCUUGAUGCCAUCAAUGGCAGAUUAAAUGAAAACGAAUUACAUAUCAAUGAUUUGAGAUUGAAGGAGACAGAAAGGCAGGGACUUAUCGAUUCUUUGAAGGCAGAAAUUGGUACCAUAUUUAAGAGUAAACAAGACUUGGAAAAAGUUAAAUUAGAUAGUGAGAAACGAUUUGAGCGUACAAAUAACGAAUCCAUAAAACUUAACGAGAAAAUGAGUAAUAUACAGAAAUAUCAAGACGAGUUAGAAAGCCUAACGAAACAAGGCGAUAGCACCUCUCUACAGGAAACAUUAAAUCAAUUAAGCCAUGUUAUUUCUACGCAUCAGGCAACUCUCAAAACAUUGGUUGAAACAAACGAGAAGCAAGCUUUGGAGAACGACGAACAUAGGGCCACAUACCAAAGAGACUCCUCUCGCGCUGCUGCUCAAUCUACAGAGCUGGCAACGUUAAAGAAGACAGUGGAUACCCUGAAGAAAGAACAAGAAGGAACAGUCGGGCUCUCGAUGAACCUGCUAGGUGCAGAACGAAUGGAGACACAUCUAAUCGGAGAAUUGGACCUUGCCAGACGUCGUAAUGAGUUCCUCGAACGAUACAUUACCAAGAUGACAAAGGAUUACAAGUUACAUCUGCAUAACAAUGACAACAAGGUGUCUACUCCGAUGAAUGAAACCGUCAAAGGAGGUAACGGUAGCAGCAACACCAACCACGAUAGUGCUACGUCAACAAAGAGCAAUACACCAAACGGGACAGACGAGUACUCUAGACACAGAUCUACCAGAUCAGCUGCUCCUUCAUACACCUGA
Messenger RNA from Maudiozyma barnettii, 2274 nucleotides. RefSeq names its product Hda2p (gene HDA2). The record is from RefSeq and is a predicted model, not a curated record. The transcript has a single exon. The coding region runs from base 1 to 2274 and encodes 757 amino acids. Gene Ontology annotation, cellular component: HDA1 complex; nucleus. NCBI's taxonomy places the organism in Eukaryota, Fungi, Ascomycota, Saccharomycetes, Saccharomycetales, Saccharomycetaceae.